This is a messenger RNA of Belonocnema kinseyi, 2395 nucleotides long. RefSeq names its product protein mothers against dpp-like. The coding region runs from base 264 to 1544 and encodes 426 amino acids. Gene Ontology annotation, biological process: BMP signaling pathway; anatomical structure morphogenesis; regulation of transcription by RNA polymerase II. Gene Ontology annotation, cellular component: heteromeric SMAD protein complex. NCBI's taxonomy places the organism in Eukaryota, Metazoa, Arthropoda, Insecta, Hymenoptera, Cynipidae. The transcript has 3 exons. Gene Ontology annotation, molecular function: RNA polymerase II cis-regulatory region sequence-specific DNA binding; I-SMAD binding; DNA-binding transcription factor activity, RNA polymerase II-specific. The record is from RefSeq and is a predicted model, not a curated record.
CAUAUAUGUUCUUGUUACCAUUCUUGAAGUAAUAUAACCAGCUUAGAACUCGAUUCUUAUCACAAACAGAACCAAACAUCAGAAUUGUUGACUCAUGAAGAAGGAAAACGGCGGGACUCAAAUAAUGGGCAACUCUUGGGCGUGCAAUUUGGAAAAUAGCCAUUUUUGAAUUUUUCGAUGAUAAGAUAAUCUUGAAGUGACUACAGAUAUUAAGAAGUUAGGCGUUUAUAUCGUGUUUAAGCGCUCUGCCUAGUAAGCGAGUAAUGAUGGAUGAAGAUGAAGGAUCAUCGCGGCAUAAAUCAUCUCUGAUCAAAUUCUUCUCUUUCACGAACCCAGCCGUAAAAAAGCUCCUCGGAUGGAAACAAGGUGACGAGGAGGAGAAAUGGGCCGAAAGAGCAGUGAGUUCGCUAGUUAAAAAAUUACAAAAGAGGGAAGGUGCACUCGAGGAAUUAGAGCGAGUCUUGAGUAACCCGGGUUGUUCUAGCAAAUGUAUCACAAUUCCAAGAAGUCUUGACGGAAGGCUACAAGUUUCUCAUCGCAAGGGGUUGCCACAUGUUAUCUACUGUCGAGUAUGGAGAUGGCCUGAUCUACAUUCAUCCGCUGAAUUAAAACCUGUAGAAAAUUGCCAUUUUUCAUUUACAGCCAAGAAAAGCGAAGUAUGCAUCAAUCCUUAUCAUUACAAAAGAGUCGAGGCCCAAAUUUUGCCAUCAAUUCUCGUUCCUAUACAAUCUGAAUACCCUCCAGAUCACAGUAUUCUUCCCUUUCAACAUGCAGCAUCUGAGACGAGGAUGCCGAAAAACAUGACAUACUCUACAAACGGUUUUGAUACGAGAAACUCGUAUCCAACAUCACCAAUGUCGUCAAUCGGUUCGAUUCCAAGUCCAGGAAAUCCAUACAAUUCUCAGAGUCCUGCUGGCUAUCCUAGAUUUGCUGAAACGCCUCCACCGCUCUUUGAUGCUCCCAACGAUCAAUUGCAGUACACUCAGAAUCAAUCGAUGGAUUUUAAUCCAUUGAAUACUGUGUCACAUAACGUGACUCAAGUUUGCUAUCAGGAACCACAGUACUGGGCCACUAUUUCUUAUUAUGAAUUGAAUUCGAGAGUUGGCGAGGUUUUCAACUGCCAGUCUCAGCAUAUAAUUGUGGAUGGAUUCACUCAUCCAAAUAAUUCGGCUCGAUUCUGUCUAGGUCAGCUGUCUAAUGUAAACAGGAACUCGACUAUAGAAAAUACGAGAAGACACAUUGGAAAGGGUGUGAGUUUUCAUUAUGUUAAUGGAGAGGUUUACGCUGAGUGUCUCUCAGAUUAUUCAGUCUUCGUACAGUCCAGUAAUUGUAAUAACUCUCAUGGUUUUCAUCUGAGUACUGUCUGCAAAAUUCCACCAAAAUGCUCACUCAAGAUUUUUAGCAAUCACGAAUUUUGGUCUCUGCUUCAGCAAACUGUAAAUUGUGGAUAUGAGAAGGUCUACGAACUUACAACGAUGUGCCUUAUCAGGAUGGGGAGCAGAAUACCACCGACAAGAUGUUACCUCAACACCAUGUUGGAUUGAAGUUCAAUUGAAAGGUCCAUUGCAAUGGUUGGACAGGGUUCUUACCGAAAUGGGAUCACCGCAAUUUGCAAUAAGUUCUAUGUCUUGAUGGAAGAACUUGCAGAUCUUAACGUAAGAAAUUUAUAGAUUUUUCAUCAGUAAUUGUGAAGGUUAUAUGUAGGAUAUUUCUCGCAUUCAAAAUUUAAAAUUACUAGUUUCUUUAAAAAGCAAUAUUUUUUAUUUAUAAUAUUGAAAAUAAAUUUAUUACAAAAUUUUAAUUCUUUUAUGCCUAAUUAAUUGCUUUGCGAUCGAAAGCAAUUUAUAUCGUGCAUCUUUCAAACAUUAAAAUUUAUUUUCCACUGUUGGCUUCCAAUUGAUGAAUAAUUUUUCGUUGGUUAUUAGUUCCUUAUCAAAUUAUCUAAUAUGUAAUAUAGUUGCAAAUGUUAUAUUAUAUUAGGAGCUCACACUUUGGCAGGAGCGAGGAAUUAACUACUGCGGAAUUCUGAUGUACACCUGUUUCUGAUUUGUUUGGAAUUUAGUGAAUUCUUUUAAAGUCACCUUGCAUGAUUUCGAAUUUAUCCUGAAUUCAGAUAUAUCUUGAGCUGAAUGGAUUCAAUUGCAUACUUAAGUGAAGACUUCAAUCAUGUGGACCUCUGUAACACCUGCUACAUUGUAAAUCGUUUGCCUUAAGUUAUUGAAUUUAAACAAACACUAGCAUUUUUACGAAAAAAAAUUCAUGAACUUUGGCAUAAGGGGUGACUUUCCCACUGUAAAACCUAUAUCAGGUAAUCAUGAAUUAAAAAUACUAACUUAUAUAAAAUAAUUAUUGCGAUAUUAUACGUAUACAUUAAAAUUAAAAGGAAUUAUUUUAC